AGAAUUUUGGUAACUUCUCCAAGAAGGGAAGACUUCCAUAAGACCCUCCCCAAUGGUAGUGUAUUGAUGCUCACUCUCCUGCUUCCACAAACUGAAGUGAGCUCAGUAGAUUUUACUUGUGGGUUGAGCGAAGAACAGAACAGAAGGAGAUGGGAAAUGUGAUCAUCCCAAACAAUUUGCCGGUCGGAUAUAGAUUCCACCCAACUGACGAGGAAUAUGUCGAUUAUUAUUUGAAGAACCGAGUCCGAGGAUUCAUAGAUCAUCCCUGCAUAAUUCCUGAUGUCGACAUCUGCAGGUGGGAUCCUUGGGAAUUACCACAGAAGUUUCAUGGUGAAUCAAUUAUUCGCCUUGAUGAUAAAGUUCAAGAGUGGUGGUUCUUCUGUCCGCAAAUGCCCCAACAGGUUAAAAGAUCAACUCCCUCUGGCUAUUGGAAGAAGACUGGUACCGAUCGGAAUGUCAAGGCCAGAGAUACAAACAGAGUAAUUGGUAGUAAGAAAACAUUAGUCUUCCACACUGGUCGGGGCUCUAGGGGAGUCAAGACCAACUGGGUCAUCCAUGAAUAUCAUCUACCCGCCAAUGAGUUGAAUAGGAAUUAUGUUCUGUGUCGCUUGAAGCAUAAACGAGAUGAGAAGGCUGAUAAUUCAACCAAAGAAUUAGAGCAAGGGGCAAAUAUCUGGGCUGGUUGGGAUUCAGAUCUUCGUCAACCUGAUCAUGAGGACUCAUUUCAUAUGAAUUGGAUCAAAACAACAUAUAAUUCGGAGCCCUCAUUUCAGUUUGAGAACCGAGUUCAAUUUUCCUCGCCUAACAUCCAGCAGAUUUUUCAGCCUGAGAACCAAGUUCAUUGUUCCUCGCCUAUCAUCCAGCAGUUGGUUCAGCCUGAGAACCGAGUUCAAUAUUCCUCGCCUAUCAUGGUUCAGCCUGAGGACCGAGUUCAAUAUUCCUCGCCUAUCCUGGUUCAGUCUGAGAACCGAGUUCAAUGUUCCUCUCCUAUCAUCAUCCAGCAGUUGUCUCAGCCUGAGCACCGAGUUCCAUGUUCCUCACCUAUCAUCCAGCAGUUGUCUCAUCCUGAGAACCGAGUUCGAUGUUCCUCACCUAACAUCCCGCAGUUGUUUCAGCCUGAGAACCGAGCUCAAUUUUCCUCUACUAUCCCGCAGAUGUUUCAGCCUGCGCAGCGAUCACAAAUUAGUAUCCCCCCUUUCAACAUACCCUCAAACUUAAUGAAUAUUGAGAGCCCGUCUUCUAUGGACUUCUCAUUGGACAACGGUCUUACUGAGGAAUCUAUUCCAUGGGAAUCUUUGUUCCGAACAAGCGAAGAUGAUGAAGAUGUUGGUGGCGUUCAAAUUUCAGAUUAUUUUGAUGCUGACUUCUUCGCUGGGGACCAAAUGCAAACACAGCUACAGUGUGGCCAAGUAUCUAAUUCACAGGAGCAUCCUGUUCUCAAGGAGAAUCGGCGAACACGAACAAUCGACUCAUUCCAUGGUUUUGUUCCUCUUGAGGAAAAGAAAGGCAUGGUGGAGAAUAAGUUCAACGGCUCACGCAUCACCUCCGAGAAACAUACGCCGGGUCCUGUACCCGUGGCAACUCAUGAACCUAUGCCACCUCCUUUGCACACUGUAAGUGUAAAAUAUAAUAGCAAAGAUGAAGAGCAGAGGUUUGAAAAGGUUAAGCAGGAAACUGCAGCCAAAGAUAACAAGCCAGAAUGCACAUCUUUGGAUGAAAUAGCAGCCAAAGCAAAGGUGAAAUCAGCUCCUAAACUAACCCAUUGUGUCUUAUUACUAUUCUCAUGUGUUGAUGUGCAUUGCUUGGGUAGUUUAUUAGACGGUGGGAUUCCGUUUAUGACUGCAGGGAAACCAUACAUGGGAUAUGUGGUUCAUAGGCACUUAAAAAAAGGUUAAUGUUGUUAAAUCUGCUUAGAGAAACACAUAAUCUAGCAUUCUUCUUACCAAAAGGAAGUGACACUUCACUGUAAAUUGCUCAUGCUUUAUUAAGUUCUGAUCCGAAUAAUAAGAAGAAUGGUGAAGAACUACGAGCAAAAUAUAUCAUUAAAUAUUGCAGCUAAGAUAUGGAAUAAGGUAGUAGAUGACUAAAAGGCUGAUUACUAGAACUUACGAAACUUCCAGACAAUUUGAGAACAAACAAAUGAAUGUUUGUCAUGUUAUUCCCAUUGAUCCAUUUGAUCUUAUGCAAUGCUUUGUUGCGGUAUUUAAAAAUGCCCGAGUCACCAAGAAUUUAUAUCAAUGAAAAACUGAGGUUUGAAAAGAUUAAGAAUCAGGACAUUGCAUCAGGAAAUAUUAAACCUGAAUGUGUAUGUUUGGAUGAAUCUGCAGCAAAAGCAAAGAUGAAAGAAGCUCCCAGUUCAAUUGAUUUGUCUCACUAUUGUCUUCCACUCUUGAUGUGCACUGUUGGACCAUUUAGUUUGAUUGGCGUUGUUCCUUAUUUUCGAAAUAUCAAUAGAAAAAACUGGGGAAACCCCUCAUAUUUUUAGUCUCCUGUUAUUCCUUUCUUUGUUUUUUCCCAUCAGCUCACUAUUUGAAACAUUU
This is a messenger RNA of Eucalyptus grandis, 2540 nucleotides long. RefSeq lists its product as uncharacterized. NCBI's taxonomy places the organism in Eukaryota, Viridiplantae, Streptophyta, Magnoliopsida, Myrtales, Myrtaceae. Gene Ontology annotation, biological process: regulation of DNA-templated transcription. The transcript is spliced from 6 exons. The record is from RefSeq and is a predicted model, not a curated record. Gene Ontology annotation, molecular function: DNA binding. Bases 150 to 1895 code for a protein of 581 amino acids.